ACGCGAGCAUAUGGGUGGUGCAGUUGCCCAAGGCGAUGCGCGACGAGCGCGGGGAGCUGCUGCCAGGCGCGCACGUGCUGGGCUUCCUGCGGCGCGUGUGCAAGUUGCUCUUCCUGCGCAUCCGCCCGCUCAUCGUUUUCGACGGCGCCACGCCCGCGCUCAAGCGCCGCACCGUCCUUGCGCGUUGCCGCCAGCGAGAGAACGCGCAGAUCAACCUGCGCAGGACGGCGGAGAAGCUGCUGCUCAACCAGCCGGAGGUGGCAUGUGGGGGAGGCGCACCUCUGGACCCGGCAGUGCUGCGUCCUCCCCCUACUCCAGUCUCGCAGUCAAGUACGGGGUGAAGGAGCCGUGUGGAGAGGCGCUGCUCUUCCCCUUGGGAGACGACAAGGAGGAGAAUGAGCGCGAGCACAUGCCCCUGUCAUCCUCUCUCAAGGGGAUGACAGCAGCGGUGUAUGCCCUUGCGCCCGACUCCUGUGUGCGCCCAUCACUGCCGACUCACUCGAGGCGUUCGCUCACACCAACCCGCUGCAGCCCAAGACCCUGGCAGAUGUUUUUGUUCAGCACGAGUAAGAGGGAGACACCUGGCAUGUACAAAGUGCUCUCCACCACCUUCCGCAAAGACGCUCUUUUCGCCCUGGUGCAUGAGAGUGAGAAGAAGGUCGUUGCUCAAUUCGAUUCAAAGUUGCCAAGUUCCCCCAC
Messenger RNA from Closterium sp. Naga37s-1, 699 nucleotides. NCBI's taxonomy places the organism in Eukaryota, Viridiplantae, Streptophyta, Zygnematophyceae, Desmidiales, Closteriaceae. The record is from the annotation of a GenBank genome assembly.